AUGACGCUUACCACUUCGGCGCCGAUGCUCCGGUCAACUAGUAUUCCAGUCAAAAGCGCCGCCGAUCCUGUUCCGUCGACCUCAACGGAGCCAACGGUGGUGACGUCACGACGCUCCUCGUCUGGCGGUUCGGGCGGUCCGGCGAGCAGAAAACCGCCCAAUAUGCAUAUUAAUAUACCCGCAGGUACUUGGAUAGUGUUGGAAGCACAAUUUGUAUCCAGGCGCUGUGAUUUUGCCACAAAACUGGAGCUCAAAACCGUUCAAACGCAGUGAAAUACAAAAAUUCCCGGUCCCUAAAGGCUCAGAGGUCAAUUUUGACCAAAAAAACCAGUUUUUAUGCCUCUCAGCUGGUGCACAAUAUUAGAUUAGAUGGACACUUUGCAACCGGUGGGAAAUGGCCUCAGUCUGGUUGCAAAGUGUCCGAUGACUGAAAACUUGUGAAAUGGUAACUUGUUUUUUUUGUUGGUAUUUUCACUAGCUGGUUGCAUUAUUUUCCAUGACUCUAUUAAAACAAUUUCAAGGAUCCGGAAGUGUUGAAACCGAAAAGUACAAAAUUUGUGUUUCACGCGGUCCUCAACUGUUGGAUGAGGGCGUUUUUAACAGAGUUGAGCGGAAUAACUUAACGGAAGAACACGGAAGAAUUUUUAUCUUUUUUAGAAAUUUUUUUCAUGGAAUGUGAUCAAUUGACGAAAUGUAUAGCAAAGUGAACUGUGCUCAUAGAAAAAUAAUUGUAAAUUUAGCUUUUCAUACAAAAAAGUUAUUCGAGUUGUUCCGUGGAAAAGGGGGCGAACGGAAGACAACUCGCGUAACUUUUUUGUAUGAAAAGCUAAAUUUACAAUUAUUUUUCUAUAAGCAGAGUUCACUUUGCUUUACAAUUCGUCAGUUGAUCACAUUUCAUGAAAAAAAUUUUUUUCUAAAAAAAUAUAAAAAAAUUCUUCCGUGUUUUUUUCCGUUGAGUUCUUCCGCUCAACUCUGGUUUUUUAAGUGUAGUCUGAAAACCAUGCACUUUCACAUUGCUCACAAUUGAGUAAAUCAAAUAUUGUGUCAAUCAUCUUGAGGGGACCGUUCAAAUUGAUCGGUCCGCGAGGUUGUAGAACGUCUAAAUGACCAGAUCAAACCCCCUCCCAAUUUCUCCAAGUUUCCCUCACAAUCCGUCGAUUUUUUUGCAGAUGAAGGCGCCGAGCGGAUACCCCUGUGCGAGCAGCAUUCGCCUCUGGCACUUUAUGAGGUACGUCAACCGCGUUUUUCCUUCUUCUUCUUCUUCUUCUUUCUUCUUCUUCUUUUUCUUCCCCGAUGGAUGUCGAUACACAAACAUCGCUUGUGAUGAGUGAAAACAGAGAUAGAAGAAGAGUGUAAUAACUGUGGUGCCGCUAGACCGGAGGUCAACACGUCUCUGGAUUGAUCCUCAAGGGAUGGACCGUCUGGACCAAAACAAGCGGAACCGCGCAUUUUACAUGGAAAUUUGAUACGUUUGGGCAUAGCGCCGCACACGCUUACCUACAAUAUUUGUUUUUGUUUUCCGAGUAGCCCGGUGGGGAGGAAUGCCGUUGUAAUAUUGUCCGUAUCUCAGCUGCAGGUAGAGAUAUCGAAAAGCGGCCAACUAGAAAAAUGUACAUUUCGGUUUGAUGAACAAUAUAUCAGUUGACAACUUUUUGAUAAAAUCACUGGUGCCCGAGAUACGGUCCCUCAAAGUUGGCGAUAAUUUUUGAUGCCCUCUGCACUGCACACACACAAAUUUCAUUUCAUCUUCUAUUCCUGUCGCCUAAUCCCUUAUUUUCUUGGAAACUUUGUCCCUUUCCGUGUUUGUGACGUCACUGCCCUUUCUUCUUCUUCUUCUUCUCUCUUUCGCUCCAUCUUCUUCUUCUUCUCCCGGUGCUCUUGAAAGUGUCAAUGAGCAAAAAGGGCGGUGAAGAGUGAGUAAAAGCGUCCGAUUUCACGGCGGAUAGCUUUGCAGACACCCAAAAAUUUGAUGGCGCAUAGAACCACCAAGUGGGGCCACCCACGUUCAAUUUUUCAUUUUCAGCAAGACUACUGACACACAAGGCCAGAAAAAUCGGAACAAUGCUCCACAAAUUGUCAGUCUAUAAUGCGACGGAGGCGACGAGUGUCGAGAGCGGACGAAAAAGCCCAAAAAGCGGUGAGUUUCGAGACGGUUCCUGGCGGAUCACAGUGGAUCCUUGUGGUUUCUAGCGCUUGAAAGUGUCGAAAAAUGGCUAUAACCUUCGAGUUGAGGCUAGUACAAGUCAAUGUUUCACACUUUUCGAUUUUUCAACGUUUUUCCACUUGCCAUACCGAACAAACGUUUUGCAAAAAGUGUUGCGCGCUCGCCUAAUCCACUCAUCAAUCAAAGAGCACUUUUGCCGUUUGAUGGGUCUUUAGACCUAUGAACUUUGGCGGGGUACAGUAAUCCAAAGCGCUUCCCCAAUUUUCAAGCCCCAAUGAAAAUUGAUUGAUUGAAUCAAUGAUAUUCGGUAUUUGUAGGCGGCCGCCAAAGAUGGAGCACCAUCAUGGGCGUCUUCCUGCCGUGUCUUCAGAACAUUUUUCGGCGUUCUCUUCUUCAUCCGACUCGCCUGGAUCAUCGGCACCGCCGGAAAUAUUUCAGGCGUUCUUCGUCGAUGCUCACGUGUGUUUCUGUGGUAAGCGCACUGAAACUGUGAUCAACUUCAAUGGGCUAUGCUCUUUAAAAGGCAAUGUCUGAGAACCUCGAAAUUCGCUAAUUACACCAGGUCACUAAAAAUUCCGAAUGCUUCAAAUUGUCCCAUAUUAUACCCAAUGGGUACUUACAUACAUAACAGUGAUACAUCAGACAAGUUUUGGUCCGGCUCCGUGGUCCCUAGUCCGAUCACGAGCCCAAAAUAGGUCAAAACUGUAACUAAUUUCAAAAAAAUGCUAGCGUCUCAGACUGAACGCCAUUCGAUUUCUCGCAUCUUUUUAAGCAUUUUUCAUGUUGGCACCAAAAAUUUAGCACCUCUCCUUCAUGGAGAAAAAUAUUGUUUUGUGACAUUUUUCAGACAAUUUUUCAGUUUUCUGCUCGUCCUGAAAAAUUUUAACACUACAUAGCCAUAAUUUUGUUGCUGAUUCUGAAUCUAUACAUUAUUGUGCUUCGGCAAAAAAAAAGUUCACCCCGAUCUCGUUUUUUUGCCGAAAUUCACAAAAUUCGUAGUACUUUUGCAUGGAAAAAUGUUCGCGAACUUGAGAAAAGUGCGUUUUCUCAAUUUUCAAAGGGGUCUCAUUGCGAUUUUUGUUGUUUUUGUAUGUUUUUAGGCAUUCUCGAUUUUUUGGAAGCAUUUCGAAAAUUUAAAAAAAUUAGACCAAGUCAUGACAAAAUUUUCGAGAAAAAUUAAUUUUUAAAAUUAAUUAAAUGCUUCAUCGAGAAUGCCUAAAACACACGAAAACAACAAAAAUCUCAAAGCGCCCUUUGAAAAGUGAAAAACACUCUCAAGUUCGCAUUUUCCAUGCAAAGUACUACAUUUGCAUUUCGGGCAAACGAGAUCGAGGUGAUUUUGCUACACAGUAAUGUCUAGAUGAGAAUCAGCAAUAAAUCAUGGGUAUGUGGUGCUAAAAUUUUUCAGGAACGAGCGAAAGACGAAAAAUGUCUGUCCAUGAAAUAUUUUCCUCAUGAAGUGUAAUGCUUAAAAGAUGCGAGAAAAUCGAAUGGCAUUGCCAGACGAAGGAAGCAAGCCGAGUUUUUCCCCGUUUUCAGACGUUCCUCACCUCGAUCUCGCUCUCCGCAAUUGCCACGAACGGGUGGUUCCGUCAGGGCGGUCCCUACUACAUGAUCUCCCGGAACCUGGGGCCCGAACUCGGCGGCGCCGUCGGCAUCCUCUUCUACCUGGGCACCACGAUCGCCGCGUCGAUGUACAUCACCGGCGCCAUCGAGAUCCUCCUCCUGUACAUCUAUCCGCAGGCCAAGAUCUUCGACGACAUCUAUAACAACUACCGACUGCUCGGCACCGGUCUUUUGAUCGUUCUCGGCCUGAUCGUGAUGGCCGGCGUGAAGUUUGUGAACCGAUGCGCUCUUCCGCUGGUCAUCGUCGUCAUUUUCUGCAUCCUUUCCGCCAUGCUCGGCGUUUUUGUCCGCUACGACGGCAGCGACACGUUAAAGUUUUGUAUGGUCGGCGAUCGGCCCGUCGACCUGACUUCCUACUACGAACGCACUCGAAUCCUACCCAAUUGCACGGCCGACGGACUUCAGGAGCUGUUCUGCAGUGCCAACGGAACUUGCGAUCAUUACUACGACAGGGUGAGGCGGUUUCAUGUCGAUCAGGCGGAGGCCUCAUUUCAUAGUUUUCAGAUGAAAGACAUCAAAGUGUGGAAGGCGUCGGGAAUGCCGGCGAUCCGUCAGGAACAGGCGAUCAAGGGCAUCGCCUCAGGGCGUCUUCUUCGACAAUCUCUGGCCAAAGUACCUGCGAGCGGGCGAGGUGCUCUCAAAGGAUCGGAAGGACAAGGGCGACGUGAACCGGGGCGGUCAUCCGUCGUACAUCUACGCAGAAUCGGUGACCAACUUCGCUGAUCCUCGUCAGGUGUUCUUCCCGUCGGCGACUGGCAUCAUGGCCGGAUCAGAUCGUUCAGGGUAACCUGAGGGAUGCGGCAAAAAAAGCAUCCCGAUGGGCACACUGGCCGCGCAAAACUUUUCCUCUUUCAUUUUGUAAGUUUUGACGGACUAUAUAUCGCCAGUAAAAAUUGAACUCGUUCAGACCUCCUCAGGUGCUUCUCUUCGGCGCCUCCGUCUCCGGAAAUGUUCAUUCGCGACAAGUACGGUCGUUCCGCGAUGGGCAAGCUCAUCAUCUCGGAGAUCUCGUGGCCGUUCCCCCAAGUCAUCCUCUUCGGCUGUUUUCAUGUCGACCGCCGGCGCCGGAAUGCAGUCGCUCACCGGCGCACCACGCCUUCUCCAGGCCAUCGCCGCCGACGACGUGCUGCCGUUUUUGAAGCCGUUCCGGAAGAUGGACUCGCGCGGCGAGCCCAUCAAAACCAUUCUCCUCACGUUGGCCAUCUGCGAGUGCGGCAUUCUCAUUGCCGUCAUCGAGAACAUCACCGCGCUCAUUACACAGUGAGUUGUUUUGCGAUAUGGCUCUACGAGAACACAACCAAAAAUGUAGAAAGGGGCGUGGGGCCUAGUGUGCACGGUUUAUCACAAUUUUGGCGCGAAAAAAAAUCGAAAUUUAAAAAAAAAAAAUCGAAAUUUAACCCCCAUUUUUCAUGUUUUUCGUCAAAAAUUACCCAAAUUUUGUACGGGUUUCGACGAUGAAAUUGCAUAACUUUAUUAAACUAAUCAUCGCGCGCACUUUUUGAGCUUAAAACGAGCAGGUUUCAUUCAGAAAUGAAUCGAUUGAAUCGAUUUUCAAGUUUUGUGCUGAAAAUGCGCGAAUUUCAGUCAUUCGCCGAUACUUUUUGCCCGUUUGAACGCUUAAAAUACUUGUAUUAACGUGCUUAAUCACUUCCGACACUCACUUCGUCUCAAAACUAUCCACAUCGGACGGUAUGAAAAUUCCGAAAUUGCGGCGGCGAUUGGCCGCGGAGCGCGUAUUGCGAAAUAUGUCAAAAACGUCUCAAACGCGGCAUUUUCACGAAAAUUUCAAUGUUUUCUCUCUUUAAUGUGCUCUUCUUUCGUCGAUAUCAAACACAAAAAAAACGGAAAAGUGCUGGAAUUGCGGCAAUUUUCAGAAAACGCGUCUCAGAUUAGGCCACGCCCCCCUUUCUACACUUUUUUGCUCGCCGGCCGUGGCGCUGGUCGACACAACUUUAACACGAGCAUUUUGAGCAAAUCUGAUGCCGCGUCGAAAGUCUCGGACAAACCGUAAAAACCGCAGGUUUUUCUGUCCAAAGUCGGCCGAAAUUUGCGUGAAAAACGGAAAAUUUCGAAAAAUUUCGUGAAUAACCGUACCCGCUAAAACUACGGUAUUUUUUUUGAAAAUUUGCGCAAGAAAUUUGAAUAUUUUCAAAUAUCCUCAAGAAAUUAACACACAAAUUUUCAAAAAAAGACAUAUUUCUUUGAACACUGUUUCACUGGGUUCUCUUUUUUCUUCAACUUUUCAAAUCAUUGAUAGUGUAAUACAAGCUCCUUUUUCUUCCAGAUUCUUCCUCAUGUGCUACCUGGGCGUGAAUGCGGCGUGCGCCCUCCAAUCCCUUUUAAAGUCGCCGGGUUGGCGUCCGGGCUUCCGUUACUUCCACUGGAUCCUGUCGAUGAUCGGCGCGAUCCUCUGCGUCGCCGUCAUGUUCAUCUCCGCGUGGCACUUUGCCCUCAUCGCCAUCUUCAUCGGCGCCGGCGUCUACAAGUACAUCGAGUACGCGGGUGCCGAGAAGGAAUGGGGCGACGGAAUCCGUGGCCUCGGUCUCUCGGCCGCCCGUUUCGCCCUGCUCAACCUGGACGAUAAGCCGCAACACUCGAGAAAUUGGCGUCCGCAACUGCUCGUGCUCGCGCCCGACUGCGAUUCGGCCACCACCAACGGAAUGCUGUCGUUUGUGAGUCAGCUGAAGGCGGGCAAAGGUCUGACGCUGGUGGCGGGUGUAUGGAGGGCGAGUACGCGGAGAAGUACGUCGACGCGCAGGCGGUGCAGGGAGAAGCUGAAGGCGGUGGUGAAGAAGAACAAGAUCAAGGGCUUCUGCGACGUGCUCGUCACCAACAAUCUCAUCGAGGGCAUCUCGUGUCUUGUUCAGGUUUGCGAUCUCGUAUGUUUGCUGCUUUCCACGCUUCUCUGUCCGCUCUCUUUUCCGGUUUUUAUGAGGUUUUAUGUUAGCCGUCUCACGGUCUCCAGAGCUGACAAUAUGGGCGUGGCCUCGGCGGCCAAAUGGCGUUUUCUCUGAUUUUUGUGGUCAAAAGCGAUGAAAAAUGAUUGUUCGACAUGAAAACACACUAAUUCUCGCAGAAUUAUGGACGUUUUGGCGCAUUUUUCGCGGAUUUCGCUUUUUCGAAUUUUUUUUUUUCCCUAAAACCCGCACUUCUCAUUUUGCGCUUUCUUGACCGUUUUCAGACAGAAUUGAUUUUGAGAAUGAUAAAUCACGUAAAUACAAGCAUUUUGAGCGCUCGAACCGCGAAAAUUACCGAAAAGCAACUGAAAUUCACGCAGUUUUAGCGAAAAACCUUCAAACUUGACCAAAUUUAACGCUCUUGCGCUUAAAAAAUUUGUACUAGCCUAUACAAUCGAUAAAUCGAGAGAAAAAUGAGAAAUUAUCGAUUUUUCGUGGCUAAUCUGGCAAAAAACACAAAUUUAGCUGUUAAAAUUUGAAUUUCGCGCCAGUGUAUCGCUCUAUUCGGCGGGGCGCACUUGCGCCCAUUGUCAGCUCUGGAGACCGUGCGUCUAACUAUGCUUUUCAUUCAUUGUCAUCAUUUCUAGGGCCCAAAAAAACCGACUUUCUAGGACAUUUUUGGAAACAGAUUUCUGCGCAAAAAGUGCCCAACAUCAUAGAACUUUGGAACUUACCAAAUUCCUCACUCAAAACCUUCUAGAAACAGGAAAAAAAGUGCUAUCGUAACAUGUUCACCGCUCGCUCACCGCACCCUCUAUCACUAUCACUUUCCCCGCACACUGUCACACCCAACGCCCACCAAAUCCGCCCUUUUCCAGACCUCCGGACUCGGCGGAAUGCGUCACAACACGGUGGUCCUCUCGUGGCCGGUCGAACGGGACCAGAUGGACGGCGAGCAGCAGUGGAACGUGGCGCACAAGUUUGUGUCGGCGAUUCGAGCCAUUUCGGCGGCGAAAUGCGCUAUUAUGGUGCCAAAAUAUGCGGAGAGGUUCCCGGCGAACGGCACUAAAGUCUCGGGAUUCAUUGAUGUUUGGUGAGUUUCGGAGAGCAUUUUGAAACGGUGCAAACUAUGAUGAUCCCUAUCCUAUGCAGGUGGGUCGUUCACGACGGCGGCCUUCUGAUGCUCCUUCCGUUCCUGCUCCGUCAGCACAAAACGUGGAAGAACACGACGGUUCGUCUGUUCGCAAUCGCGCAACUCGAGGACAACAAUGUGCAAAUGAAGACGGAUCUCGAGAAAUUUCUGUACCAUUUGAGAAUCGACGCGGCUGUCAAUGUUAUCGAAAUGGUUCGUCUCAAAAAGUGAAAAAAAUUGAUUGAAAUUGACACUUAUCAAGAUUUUGAAACAGCAACGUUUGGAAUUGUACAAAUGUUUUUGUACGCAAACUAGACACCUUUUUCUAUGCCUACAAUAGCUCUUGGAAGUUGCAAUACGCUUCUAGAAGCUACCAUAACUUCCAGAAGCUACAGUGAAAGCUUAGUCUCAGUGAUACCAAGAAGAUGUCAACUGACAAAACCAAGUACUAGGUCCCUAGAUUAUGCCCAAAAAAACUUUGAGAACAAUUGAAGGUCCCGAAAAGCAGUUAUGGUCCCUCAAAGUUCACCUUUUUUUCGUUCCAGACCGACUCUGACAUCUCGGACUAUACCUAUGAGCGCACGAUGAAAAUGGAGGAGCGCAAUCAGUUGCUGAAGAACCUGAACAAGUCGGACCGUGAUAAAGACAUUCAGAAUCAUUUUGGAAGUGGUGACGCGGGAACGGAAGUUGAGCCGAAUCAACGAGGAAGCGGUUGGUCCUUCAUAGUUCUAUUCCGUUUAAAAAGAACCUUUUUUUCAGCCGGCAGUGGUCCCUGAACAACGGAACCUGGAGGCUGUGAACGAGGAACAAGAGGACGGCAAAUCGGAUGUGCUCCCUGAGAAGUUGGAGCACAAAGGGAGUCAGAUUUUCGGAUGAUGAGGAUGCGAAGGAGGUCGGAUUAGUGUUUCAGAACUUUGAGGGACCGUAUCAGCGUUUGAAAGGGACCCUUUGUUUCAAAACUUUUUGAGCGUAAUCUAGGAACCUAGUAGUUGAUUUUUUCAGUUGACAACUUUUUCGUACCACCUUUUCUAAGCCUACUACCCCUGAAUCCUGAAACUUUUCAGCUGUUAUCUUUUCUUUCAGCCAAAAGCCGGAAACGGAACUCUGGAGCGGGAUCGCGAGGAGAGACAACGAAAAAGACGGUACAAUGUGCACAAAAUGCACACGGCGGUCAAGUUGAACGAGCUGAUGCGCCAGAAAUCAAGCGACGCUCAACUGGUGUUCGUGAACCUUCCGGGACCGCCGGACGCCGAUUCCGACUCGUAUUGUGAGUGUGCCAUGGCCCAAGUUAUGAGGACUGUGAGCCAGUAGGAUCCACAUGGAACUCUAGAGCCCACAGUUUUUUCGCAACUUUUACUUCUCUUCCAGACAUGGACUUUAUCGACGCGCUAACCGAGGGCCUGGACCGUGUGCUGCUGGUCCGCGGAACCGGUGCCGAAGUGGUGACCAUCUACUCGUAG
Molecule: messenger RNA, 9279 nt
Organism: Caenorhabditis sp. 36 PRJEB53466
Lineage: Eukaryota; Metazoa; Nematoda; Chromadorea; Rhabditida; Rhabditidae
Source: the annotation of a GenBank genome assembly